Serendipita indica DSM 11827 is the source of this 2346-nucleotide messenger RNA. The record is from the annotation of a GenBank genome assembly. NCBI's taxonomy places the organism in Eukaryota, Fungi, Basidiomycota, Agaricomycetes, Sebacinales, Serendipitaceae.
AUGAACAGCUGGCCCACAAACUACGAUACUCAAUCGACCUACCGUGUCCACAGAGCUUCCUUUUCCUCGACCUGUUCUCAAGAGGCCGACAGCGGCGGUGGGCCCGAACAUCAGAAGAUGGCAACGCCAAGUUCACCCGUAUUUGAUCUCGAUGAAUUUAUCUAUGAUCCAGUGACGACGACAUCGACGACAGCGGCGUUGACCUCGGGAUCAGCCGCUACUGGCGGUAUGUCGGGCCUGACAGACGUCGCACAGCUCGGCUCCGCCGCUCGUCACGCAAAUGGACAUUCGUGGACAACGUCGGGCGGUGAUGGUGCUGGAUGGGAGUCUGCAUCGAAUGUGUUCCAAGAGACUGCCUCGAAUGCCUUCUACGGGGUAUCCUUUCCUUCGAGCGCUGGCACACACUCCAAGCCAUCGCUCAAGACGACAACGACCCCCCAGGCCAUUCUGAAUAACUAUUAUGGCGGUGGGCUUGCAUCCUUUCACCAGCCAGCAUCUUCUGGCUUUUCAGACUUUGAGCUCGGGCUGGAUAGCUCAAACAGUGCAGAGCUCUUUGCGUUCCCAACAAAGACGGGCGCAUUGGCCGACCAGCAACAUCACCACUCCAUGUUUGAUCAAGGACUCUAUCCGGACAUGAACAAGAUGAUGCUGCUCUCUCAGAGCGAGCCUGGCUAUGCCUACCCCACCCAGGCUCAAGCGCAGCAACACUUACAGCGCCGAGGGUCGGUUCGUCGUGAAUCUACAUCCUCCUUGCCAUUCUCUACAGCGACAUCUAUCCCGCUCAACAUCCAGGCACCGUCGUUUAGCUACGCGCAGCCUUCGACCGUCUUCCCCACAUCCGUAUCUGGGCAUACGCCCUCUUCCUCGCUCUCGUCCUCUUCCUUCCUGUCCAACCUAUCGCCCGGAUCUCCUCUAGGAUCCCCGCACUUUUCAGAACGGGGCUUGUCCAUUUCCCCCUCCAUCCCCCCGGCGUCGCCACUCUCAGCUUCGGCCGUUGGGGCAAUCUAUUUCCAUCAGGGACCUGGUACGUCACCGACGCCUUCAUUCGGAGGAGUCCCGCCCGCGCAAUUGUCGGCGAGCCCGCAUCAGUUUAGCAGCGCGCCAAUCACGUUUGUGAACCAGACGACGCAGUUCACCAAGCCGACAAAGACGAGCACGAAUGCGACGAGGGAUUCGUCGCCCAAGGAUGCCGACGCGGACGAGUAUUCGCCUUUGAUGGACGAACGGAGCCACGACGAUGGAAUGAGACAACGCAAGCGACGGCGGACCUUGUCCAACAGCGUGAUGGGCGACGAGUCGGACGAUAAACGUGACGAAGAUAUCCCCAUCAAGUCCGAGCUUCGACCUCCCAAACAAGCGCCUUCAAUGUGGCAGGUCUAUUUCGCCGACUGGCUCCAGGACCACAAGACACGCCACCCACACGACAAGCUCAACGUCGCCCAGGCUGCCAAAGAGGCUGGUCAGUUGUACAAGACGCUUACAGCUGCGGAAAAGGAGGACCUGAAGCGACGCGUGCAGAUUGAGAAGCAGCUGCGCGAGCAGCGACUCGUCGCAUGGCAGCGCACGCUCACACCAAACGAUAUCAAGCGCGAGAAUAAGUUUCGUGCGGCACAGCGCAAGGCGGGGCUCUCACGACGGGCAAACAUCAAAGAUCCAAAUGCCCCCAAGAAGCCCCUUUCUGCCUAUUUCAUGUUCUUGGCCAAAAUUCGCAGUGAUCCUCGUCUCGUAGAAGAAGUAUUUGGUGGGGAGACGGAGACGACCAGGCAGAGCGUGCUGGCAGCGCAGACCUGGAGGGAGAUGAGUGAUGAGGAGAAGAAGCCCUUCCUCACGCAGGCGGAGCAUGACAAGAUCCAGUACGAGGCUCUCCGUAAGAUUUACGAAGAGCAAGCUGGCUCGAGCUCGGCCAACGCGCGCAAACAAAUGGCUGCUGGAACAGGCUACAUCGUACCUCAGCAGAUGAACACGACAUUGUCAGACGAUGUCACGGCGUCCAUUCUCUCCGCCAAUCCCAACACGGGGAAUCGUUACUCCAGCCAUGGUGGAAGCGACUCGGAUGAUCUGCACAUGGUCUCCUAUGACCCCCAGGCCACAAUUACAGCUCGGAAAUCUUCGACGACGGCAUCAUCCAAGGCGAUUGCCACUGCUGCUGCUGCCGCAAGCUUUGCUUCCAAUGGAAAGGCAAUGUCGAGCUCUAUCCCCGUUUCAUUCUCUGCAACGGGUACUAUUCGUCGAAGAACAGCAGCGGCGCGCAAGUCGGCGAGACAGAUUAUGAUGGACGAUGGUGCCCAGAGCCCACCCGACUCGUCUGAAGACGACGACGAGUGGGUGCCGGGCAAGUCUGUCUGA